AUGAGUUUUGUUUCAAAGAAACCUCUGUAAGCUCGUAAAAUCGUAUGCCAAUACUACCCUCCUGCUCUAGGUUUAGUUUAUAAACAACCAGACAAUAAAACUAAAAUGUAUAAGAUAUAAUUUAAUGAGAUGGUUCAAAUCAACGAUGCAGAAAAAAUUACAUCUUUUAUAUUUGAUUAGCAUUCAUUAUAUUUUAAUGAGUAGAAUGUUCCUUAUUAACAAAUACUUGAAAAUGUACAACUCAUUCUAUCAAAUUAAAAACUUAUGAAAUCAAGUUCUUUGUCUUUUAAGAAGAAACAAUCGCCAUUUACAUAUGAUUAACCUUUUUCUGAUGAAGAUAUCGACCUUACUUGA
Molecule: messenger RNA, 354 nt
Organism: Paramecium tetraurelia
Lineage: Eukaryota; Ciliophora; Oligohymenophorea; Peniculida; Parameciidae
Exons: 2
Source: RefSeq, a predicted model, not a curated record